Dracunculus medinensis (Guinea worm) is the source of this 1587-nucleotide messenger RNA. NCBI's taxonomy places the organism in Eukaryota, Metazoa, Nematoda, Chromadorea, Rhabditida, Dracunculidae. The record is from the annotation of a GenBank genome assembly.
AUGGACCAGAAAGAUUGUUUGCACCGAAAACAUUCAAUUUCAUCACCGCUGCAUCCGGAUCUCAUAACCUAUCUGAAGGAAUCGAUGGGAGAUGUAUUGACGGAUCCAUAUGUCUUCGUCAUAUUUGGCGCAUCUGGAGAUUUAGCGAAAAAAAAGAUUUAUCCGACUCUUUGGUGGCUUUUUCGCGACUCUCUUUUGCCUACAAAUAUUUCGAUCAUUGGAUUCGCCCGAUCAGAUUUAUCUGUGGACCAGCUAAGGAAAGAAUUUGAAAAAUAUUGUAAAUUACAUGAAGGUGAAUCUGAUAAAUUCAAUAUGUUUAUCAGGCGUUGUACAUAUAUUAGAGGGCGUUAUGAUGCUUCCGCAGAUUUUGUUAGGCUUCAAAAUUUCAUUGAUGGAAUUCAAGAGAAAUGUGGUGAUGCACCUGUUAAUCGGUUAUAUUAUUUGGCUCUUCCACCGUCCAUAUUUCAAGAAGUCACGACACGAAUUAAAAAGAAUUGUAUGGAUAGAGGUGAUUCUUGGACAAGAAUUAUUAUUGAAAAACCAUUUGGUCACGAUGCUGAAUCUUCUGCAAAUCUUUCGAAACAUUUAGCAAAAAUGUUCACUGAAGAUCAGAUUUAUCGCAUUGAUCAUUAUCUGGGGAAGGAAAUGGUUCAAAAUUUGAUGGUACUUAGAUUCGGUAAUCGAAUCUUCAAUCCAUCUUGGAAUCGAGAUAACAUUUCGUCUAUAAUGAUUUCAUUUAAAGAAGAUUUCGGUACUGAAGGCAGAGCUGGGUAUUUUGAUAAAAGUGGUAUUAUAAGAGAUGUAAUGCAAAAUCACUUAAUACAGAUUCUAACUUUGGUUGCUAUGGAAAAACCAGCCAGUUUAAAUGCCGAAGAUAUCCGAGAUGAAAAGGUUAAAGUAUUGAAGGCGAUUAAACCUAUCGAAUUAAGCGAAGUUGUACUUGGACAAUAUGUUAGAGAUCCCAAAGCCAAAUCUGGAGAAGCCUGUUAUGGAUAUUUUGAUGAUCCUGCUGUUCCAAAGGACUCUGUUACUCCGACUUACGCUCUAGCUGCUCUUAAAAUUGAUAAUGAACGUUGGGAUGGUGUUCCAUUUUUCUUAAGAUGUGGGAAAGCACUAAAUGAGAAAAAAGCCGAAGUGAGGAUACAAUAUAAAGCUGUUUCGGGUGAUAUAUAUUCACCUGGUGAAUUGAAGCGUACUGAAUUAGUUAUGCGUGUUCAACCCGAUGAAGCUGUCUAUAUCAAAUUGAUGACUAAAAGACCAGGAAUGGGGUUCGGAGUUGAAGAAACAGAACUUGACCUUAGUUAUAGUCAUCGUUAUAAGAACAUUCGGCUUCCCGAUGCAUAUGAAAGAUUACUUUUGGAAGUAAUCAUGGGUUCGCAGAUUAAUUUCGUUCGUACUGAUGAACUGGAUUAUUCUUGGCGAAUAUUUACUCCUCUACUGCAGAAAAUUGAACGUGAAAGAAUCAAGCCAAUAGAAUAUGAAUUCGGAAGCCGAGGACCGAAAGAAGCUGAUGAAUUAAUGAGGAAGCAUGGUUUCGUGUUUUCUGGUACGUAUAAAUGGAAAGGUAGUCGAUGUGAUUCGUCAUAA